UGACAAAAGUGACUAAAUGUCAAAGUUUUGUUUUCAAUUAAAAAUUUUGUUGUUGCACGAAGUUUGUGUUUCUAUUAAGUUAUAUUAUUUACUAUGGCUACUGCUGGUUCCGAUAGCAACAAUUUUGUGGACGAUAAAGAGGUUUCAGAAUGUGCAGUUUGCUUGCAACCUUAUGUCCACCCAGCGCAACUGCCCUGCGGCCACAUCUUUUGUUUUCUGUGUGUCAAAGGCAUUGCUAAUCAGAGCAAGAAAUGUGCUAUGUGCAGACAAGAGAUUCCACGUAACUUUGUGAAACACCCACACUUGUUGGGUGAAGUCAAUGAAGGUGACAGUGACAUUUUUGAGGGAUGUUAUCAAUGGUAUUAUGAGGGAAGAAAUGGUUGGUGGCAAUAUGAUGAGAGAACAAGCAAGGAAUUGGAAGUAGCUUACAAGUCUGGGGAGAGGACCUGUGAACUACUUAUAGCAGGUUUCCUCUAUGUCAUGGACUUUGAGACAAUGCUCCAAUUGAGGAGGAAUGAUCCUUCUAGACGCAGGAAAAUUAAAAGAGAUUUGGCUUCUAUUGACAAAAAAGGAGUUGCUGGAUUAAGAACUUCUGAGAGUAAUCAAAAUUCAGCUCAGAAUUGCACACAAUCAAAUGAUAUUAAUCCUACUAUGAGCAGAGAUGAACACUUGGAACAAGCCCAAGAACCUACUGUUUGUUUAACAGAUAGCCAAGAUGUUGCAAAUGCCUGAAGUAUUAGUUUGUUGUUUAACAAAU
Messenger RNA from Nicrophorus vespilloides, 757 nucleotides. Its product is annotated as E3 ubiquitin-protein ligase rnf146-like. Lineage: Eukaryota; Metazoa; Arthropoda; Insecta; Coleoptera; Silphidae. The transcript has 4 exons. Gene Ontology annotation, biological process: ubiquitin-dependent protein catabolic process; Wnt signaling pathway. The record is from RefSeq and is a predicted model, not a curated record. The coding region runs from base 94 to 732 and encodes 212 amino acids. Gene Ontology annotation, cellular component: nucleus; cytoplasm. Gene Ontology annotation, molecular function: ubiquitin protein ligase activity; poly-ADP-D-ribose binding; zinc ion binding.